Messenger RNA from Penicilliopsis zonata CBS 506.65, 2129 nucleotides. RefSeq lists its product as hypothetical. NCBI's taxonomy places the organism in Eukaryota, Fungi, Ascomycota, Eurotiomycetes, Eurotiales, Aspergillaceae. Gene Ontology annotation, molecular function: translation initiation factor activity. Gene Ontology annotation, biological process: translational initiation. Gene Ontology annotation, cellular component: eukaryotic translation initiation factor 3 complex; cytoplasm. The transcript is spliced from 2 exons. The record is from RefSeq and is a predicted model, not a curated record. The coding region runs from base 105 to 1895 and encodes 596 amino acids.
CCGCCAGCGAAUCCCGUAGCAGGUGCUCCCACGCGCGAGUUUUAUUUUAUUUUUUGUGUGGCCACGCAGUUUCCGUCAGAUAGACUCACCGUCAGUCCGGCAAGAUGGCGCCCAUUUCCAUUGCAGACAUCGUGGCCGCCCUCCCAGCGGAGGACACCUGGGGCCCCGCCACGUCCUCGAACAAUAUGCUCCAGGGCGUUCCUUUCGCUCCCUUCUCCAAGGGCGACAAGCUUGGCCGCAUGGCCGACUGGACUGCCGAGUCCAAGGACCGUGACAGGCAAGGCAGACAGGGCUACAACCGGAACUUCAGAGACCAGCAGGUCUACGGUGCCGGCGCGUCUAGCCUGUUCGCCAUCCAGGCUGCCGAAGACGAGUCGUCUUUCUCCGUUGUCGACAACACCCGUUCUUCCGCCAAGCGGACCUUUGGCCGUGGUGGUGGCACUGUCUUCCGCGGUCGCGCUCAGCGCGGUGGUGCUGGCCAGAGAGGUGGUCGGGCUGGCUUCCAGAGAGUCGGAGGUGCGGGCCGUGGCCAGACCAACGACCGCUACUACGACAACCGGGGUGCUCGCAGCAACCGCGGCCGCCGUUUCGGAUGGAAGGACUAUGAUAAGCCCCAGAGAACCCGGGAACCGUCAGUCAACAUCCGCCCCGACUGGAACAUGCUGGAGGAGGUUGACUUCAGCCGGCUGUCCAAGCUUAACCUGGAGGCCCCCGAGGGCGAGGACGUCGACUCGUACGGUUUCACCUACUACUACGACCGCUCCUACGACAAGGCCCCUGUCAAGGGUGCCGAGCGCCGCCUCCAGGCUCUGGAGCGCGCUGCGUACAAUGUCACCACCUCUCAGGAUCCUGUGAUCCAGGAGCUCGCCGAGAAGAACGAGGCGACGAUUUUCGCCACCGCGGAUAUCCUGUCGAUGCUCAUGUGUGCUCCCCGCAGUGUGUACUCGUGGGAUAUUGUCAUCGUCCACCAGGGCAACAAGAUUUUCUUCGAUAAGCGCGAGGGUGCUUCCCUCGACCUGGUGACCGUCAACGAGAACGCCGCCGAUGCGCCGCUCGAGGCGUCCGAGUCCGGCAACAAGCAGGAUUCCAUCAACACCCCCAGCGCGCUGGCCAUGGAAGCCACCUUCAUCAACCACAACUUUGCUCUGCAGACCGUCAUUGAGUCGAACGAGGCCAAGGUGGAGCAGAGCAACCCCAACCCCUUCUACAACGCCAGUGAGGAGACCGAGGCCCUCGCGUCCAAGGCCUACAAGUACCGCCGGUUCGACCUGUCUCUGGAGCGUGACGAGGAGCCGGUGCACAUUGUCGUGCGGACCGAGAUCGACGCCUCGCUCAAGAACCCGACCGGCGGGCCCGACCAGCAGAUCAUCGUCAAGGCGCUCAACGAGUUCGACAGCAAGGCCCAGGGCUCCGGCGGCGCCCUCGACUGGCGCAGCAAGCUCGUCUCGCAGCGUGGUGCCGUCGUCGCCACCGAGAUGAAGAACAACAGCUGCAAGCUUGCCCGCUGGACCACCCAGGCCAUCCUCGCCAAGGCCGACGCCAUGAAGCUCGGCUUCGUCUCGCGCGCCAACCCGCGCUCCGCCGCCAACCACGUCGUCCUCGGCGUUGUCGGCUACAAGCCCCGCGAGUUCGCCGCCCAGAUGAACCUCAACCUCGGUAACGGCUGGGGUAUUGUCCGUACCAUCGUCGACCGCAUCCGCACCCUCCCCGCCGAGGCUGACGCCGAGGAAGACGCCGCCCAGGACAAGGUCCGCAAGUACGUUCUCGUCAAGGAUCCCAACCGCUCCGUUCUCCGUCUCUACAGCGUCCCCGCCAACACCUUCGAGGACGAUGAGGAGGACGACCUGGCCGCCGGCGACAAGGAUGAGGACAAGGAGGAUGCCGAGGAGGAGUAAACCCCCGAUAUUCCUCAUCUCCUGGAUUCCCCUGCAUAAUGUCAUGAUUUGUUUUUCUUUUUUCUUUCUGUCUAUGACGUGCAUAGUUUUGAAAAAGUCUUAGAAUGAUGAAAUUAUCUUGAAUCGUGUGCUGCUGUCAAGCCGUAAUUAUAUUCUUGAAGCCGAAUAGAAAAUAAAAAUAUUCAAUCGCAGGCAACUUAAACUGCACCUGACAUUGACUAAUGAUGUUACGAG